AGCUCUUACAACACGUGUAACGCAUAAAAUUAGACGUACCAGUAGCCGUACGAUAGAAGUGGACACUUUCUUUUGCCAGGUCGUAGUUGAGCAGCGCCAAUCAGCAGCAAUAUGCCGGAAAUCGCCAACACUUGUUCACCGCCACUGAAACGGGCGCGGAAGGAGGACGCUAAGGCCGAGAAGGAGCGACUGCGGGCCGCUCGAAAGGCUGCCGAAGCGCAGGAAAAAGCCGUAUAAUUUUUGGCAUAAGUUUUAUACUUCUUAGUGCAGGAGGAGACUCGUGUCACGCGUUCAAAGUGUUUGACAUUGACUUUAGUUGUCCGCAGAGGAUUUCCUUUGACUUUAGGCAAAGAAUGACUCACGACGGCGCGCUGCAAAUUGGUCUCUCUGGCGCGAGAGCGAAAUUGCUUGGCCUUGCGGUGUCGAAAAGGAUGCAGUUCUCUCGUGGUUGGGGUUGCCUCAGGCAACGCAAGCGAAGCGGCCUGCUUUGCCUGAGGUAGCUCCCGUUUUUUUGUAGUUCCUGAAGUUGCAGCGGACGCGGGUCCUACUGUGUCGCGUCGGAUUUUUUUGCGGGUCACGACGCUGGCAUAAUUGUCGCGCGUUCGUUUUGGCGUCCCCCGCUUUCGUCGUCAGGGACGCUUGGCCACGCAUCACAGCGUGCGGCUUUGCGUCCUUUCGCUUGCCUUGCCUUGCCUUGCCUUGCCUUGCCUUGCCUUGCCUUGCCUUGCCUUGCCUUGCCUUGCCUUGCCUUGCCUUGCCUUGCCUUGCCUUGCCUUGGCCUGGCCACUCAAGUGGUUUGGCGCCAAUCGCGUCGUCGCGUCGGUUUUCAUUAGACCGGCGCAGUAAGCCUUCUCUUCUUGUUAUCCGCCAUGGAUAUAGGUUGCUACCAAACGCACUGAAUUAUCCGACUACAGGAGACGAAGCGGCUGAGAAAGUUCCACAAGGGUGUUGGGGACAACCUGAAGCGGUAUGUCCAGGACGAGAAGAAAUCCGCGUCCUUCAACAUGUCGCAGGCCGUAUCAACUGCAAAGUGGUCUGGUUUCCUGGGAGGUUGCACGCUUGUGAGGCAUCGGGCGGAAGUGGGAAGCCACAAAAAAACUAAUCUUGCGCGACUAUCUCUAGUUGGCCAUCUUUGGUCAUGGUAAGUAGACUAAAGACCUUGCGAUAUCUGUAAUGCCGGUGGUUAUCCGAUUCUGAUGUCAUGCUAGGUCUUGCAUUGCACACCGCAUCGGGCACAGAAGAGCAGUGCGAUAACAAACUUUUGUAGGCCUUCAGACCCAGACAUAUGCGCAGUUGAUAGUCCGAGUAUGAUUGGGUUUUCCGAACAGUGGAAUCUACGAAGAAAAGCAAGGGCGACGCGCUGCAUUUGUCCACCUACGAGGAGGCUGCGGCGGUGUUCGGCGUGAGCAAGAUACAAGGUGGACGCUUUGAGGCGUGUUCCGUAUCUUACAGAAAAGCGCGCGCAGUAUACCAGAAAAAGAAUAAGACCUAUGCUGCUGGUUUGCUAGCGCAACACAAGCUGGAAUGUGGAGACCACAAGACAGGCCAUUUGCGUUUUCUGUCAUGCAGCAUGCACGUGGACGUGGGGACGCAGUUUAGUGAUUAGAGGAGUGGCACCAAAAAGGCUUUUCAUGUUGAAUAGCGAAGAGUAAAGAGGCCUUGUGGUUGUGACAAUAAAAAUUGCUCAACACUAACUUUCAUUUACUUCUUUGCGCUUUUGCUUUUCUGCAGAAUAUUUCGGGCGCUGCAGCUGGUGCAUCACGUCGAUGAAAGUGAAGCGAACAAGCCCGACGGCGGUGGCGUUCACGUGGACGCUCAGCGAUAUCCUGAGCAAAAACGCCCCAACACAAAUCCAGAAGCUUGGGCCGGAGUCAGGCAAAGUAAGGCGCUCCCUGUAUUGUAGUGCUGUUCGAAAAAGCCAUCGCCCAAUCCUGUUUCUAGCAUUACAGAUUCCAAAUGCCUCGCUUGGGAUGGAUGCGCAUUACAAAUGUUUCUGCAAUUCUUGUAAAUCGGCAUGGGUGGGGACGUUUUUGCUCAGGAUAAGUGACGAGAGAUGGGAAAACGACAACUGCUGCGGGCGAUAGCUUUCGCGAUGCAGGUCGCAGCGAAGGAGCUCCAGACUUUCUGUAAGGGUUUUGCCCCGAUGUGUAGGGAAAAUGUUUUGAAGCUCGAUGUACAUCAAUGAAGACUCCAAGGACGAGCUAGCAAGCUUGCCUGGACCACAAGAAGUAGGAGAUCUCUUGUUGACAGCGAGCACCCUGUGCUGCUCGCAAAAAGCAGAUGAAUAUGUAAAUAUAUUUGCUGGCGGCAUUUCUCGUCAUUCGUCGUGAAUGAUCACGGUUCAUUCGAUGCCCGAAGGUGGAUCUCUUAGGUUACUUCGUUGAUUUUAGUCUGCACAGCAGCCACAAACCAAACCGGACCCAUCAAACUUGGCCCGCAAAAUUCGCACAGG
This is a messenger RNA of Amoebophrya sp. A120, 2452 nucleotides long. NCBI's taxonomy places the organism in Eukaryota, Dinophyceae, Syndiniales, Amoebophryaceae. The record is from the annotation of a GenBank genome assembly.